AUGGAUGUUCAGCAACCAAAUCAGACUUUGGUCGAAGCUGCAGAAGUCAUCAGUCCAAGAAUCUUGGAGAAUAAUAAUGAGAAGCAGAUUUCAGUGGAUCCCAUCUCGCUUAAAGAAUCAUCAGCUUAUUCCCAGCUUGAGAUCCCUCCCCUCCCUGCGCCGCCUUCAACCAAGUUCUUGAGCUGCAGCCUGCCCAAUUCUGCAUCGUCGUCUCCUAAAUUGUCAAGAAAGAAAUGGAGGAGCCAAAACCAUUCCGUGGCGCUGUCUAACCUUGAACGCCUCAAGGAAAAUCAUCUCAGGAGGAGCAAAUCGUGUGGCGAAGGACGAGCAAGCGUGCCACCUGAAGAAUUCGAUAUGUGGUUCGCUAAAACAAAUAUCAAACAGGUGGUGGGCAAGUUGAGCAGACCUGAAACCAAAGCGGAUGGGGAUUUCAGGGCCGGAGCAGAAGCCCGAUCGGCGCCCCCAGAUGAUGAGAAAUUCAAGUGCGGAGCACUUUGCCUAUUCAUUCCAGGGUUUGGUAAGGCAAAACCAGUGAAAGCCAGAAAGGAAGAACUACCUCUACCUGCAGAAAUGGUACAUACAAUCUCCAGGACAGUGUCCCUGGAAAAAUUCGAAUGCGGGUCGUGGGCAUCAUCCGCAAUUAUCGAUAACGACGGAGGAGAAGCUUCGACCCACUUCUUCGACCUGCCGAUGGAACUGAUCCGAUGCAAAAGCGUGAACGAUAUGCACUCGCCGGUGUCAACGGCCUUCGUGUUUGAUCAGAAGUCCCCCAAGGGAGUUCUCAAGAACAGCGGCUCCUCCCGGAAAUCGCACGAGUCCACUCGCCACGUUCGUUUCUCAACAUCGUCGCCGACUUCGUAUCCGGCUUCCCCCACUUCUUGCAUCACGCCUCGCCUGCGCAAGGCAAGGGAAGAAUUCAACGCCUUCCUUCAAGCUCAGGGAGCGUAA
Messenger RNA from Ipomoea triloba (trilobed morning glory), 948 nucleotides. RefSeq lists its product as uncharacterized. The transcript has a single exon. The coding region runs from base 1 to 948 and encodes 315 amino acids. NCBI's taxonomy places the organism in Eukaryota, Viridiplantae, Streptophyta, Magnoliopsida, Solanales, Convolvulaceae. Gene Ontology annotation, cellular component: chloroplast thylakoid membrane. The record is from RefSeq and is a predicted model, not a curated record. Gene Ontology annotation, biological process: response to photooxidative stress; photosystem I assembly.